This is a messenger RNA of Ostertagia ostertagi, 507 nucleotides long. The record is from the annotation of a GenBank genome assembly. NCBI's taxonomy places the organism in Eukaryota, Metazoa, Nematoda, Chromadorea, Rhabditida, Trichostrongylidae.
AUGAACGUGACCGGAAAUCCGAACAUUUACAAGGACGGGCGAUAUAUAUGGAACAAGAUGCGGCGUUUGACGUUCCCAGGUCUUGUCUCGGCCGCCGGUGUGAGCUCUGGAACUGUAAUGAUGGACGACAUUGCUGAACGUGCACCACAUUCCACGUGGCGGCUAACAGCGACACAGUAUAAGAAGUUAUACGAGAAUGAGAUCGAGCCAAAGCUGAUUGACAAUUGUGAUGGUGUGAAAACAAAUACUGGCUGCUUUGACUUGAAAAUCACUGAUGUAAUGACGGGAUUCUGGCCAUCGCCAGACGGUGCCCUACCUAAAGAAGAACCCGCAUGCGGAUUCCGUAACGAGCGUUGUGACUACACGUUGAUCAUUUGUGCCGGUGUCUUCUUGGUAGUGGUGCUUUCUUGUGUCGUCACUGCUCUCAUCAUGAUACGAGUAUGGUACGUAUUUGCAGCACCUCAGAUGCUCCUCUUUCUGGCUCGUGCUCACCUCCACUCUCCGUAA